AUGAAGUCGCAAAAGACCUACAUCUAUAAGGACGUGUUCACCGGAGAUGAGAUGUUCUCCAUCUGCUACCCCUUCACGGUGGUCGACGACAUCGUGUUCGAGGUCGAGGGUAAGCUGGUGUCGGCCGGCGGUGCGGUCGACGUCGACGUGGGCUGCGGUGACGCCUUCGGCGGCGGUGGCGACGCCGAGCAGCUGGCCGACGCGGCCGAGACCGUGAUCAACGUCGUCUACUCGCACCGCCUGGUGGAGACCUCCUUCGCUAAGUCCGACUUCAUCAAGUACAUCAAGGCCUACAUGAACCGGGUCAAGGGAUACCUCAGGAAGACCAACCCGGAGCGUGUGGCGCCGUUCAUGAAGUCGGCGGAGCCCUUUGUGAUGAAGAUGCUGAAGAACUUCGACGAGUACAGCUUCUACAUGGGCGAGUCGAUGGACGCCGAGGCCGCCAUCGGCUUCGGCUUCUACCGGUCGGACGAGGCCUCCCCCACCCCUCGAUUCUACUUCUUCAAGGACGGCCUCUCCCUUCAGCACCCCGGCUUCGGCAAGAGCCUCGAACAUCCCGUCCAGGAGCGCGCCUAA
Acanthamoeba castellanii str. Neff is the source of this 576-nucleotide messenger RNA. RefSeq lists its product as uncharacterized. The record is from RefSeq and is a predicted model, not a curated record. Gene Ontology annotation, cellular component: cytoplasm. The transcript is spliced from 3 exons. Gene Ontology annotation, molecular function: calcium ion binding. The coding region runs from base 1 to 576 and encodes 191 amino acids. NCBI's taxonomy places the organism in Eukaryota, Discosea, Longamoebia, Acanthamoebidae.